This is a messenger RNA of Cinara cedri, 6174 nucleotides long. Lineage: Eukaryota; Metazoa; Arthropoda; Insecta; Hemiptera; Aphididae. The record is from the annotation of a GenBank genome assembly.
ACAAAACGUACAAUUUCCUAACCACCGAUAGUGUCCGGUUUAUAACACUACAAUAAUAAAACAAAGUCUUUUGUAUGAUGAAUGAACAAUAUCUGAUGGCUGUUAAUAACUAUGGAAAGAUUUUCACCCUAUCCACGUUUAAUAGCCAAUGGAAACAGUUUCCUCAUGUCGGUAAUGUGGAUAUCAAACAUAUUUCCGCAGUAGAAAAUUACGUUUGGUCUAUCGGAGGAGACAAUCAAACGUAUCUUUUGGUCCAUGACUUAGACGAAGUGAUUAGGAUAAAAGAAGAAGUAUAUGAAAACGAGGUAAGCUAGUUCACUAUGUUGUACAUAGUCGUUAUAUAUAUAUUAGACUUAGACAUUUCAUUUUAUUUUUAUUAAUUAUUAUAAAAGUAAUUUAAUAUGAGCAGGUACCAGUCUUGUAAAGAUCACUUUUAUUUUUUAUUUGGAAUACGUAUAAAAAUAAAUUAAUAAAAAAUGUAUUUAGAUGUUAAGACUACGUACUCAAUUAAGGAAUAAAAAUAAUAUUCUGAAUAAAUAUACUAAAAAUGUAUUUGAAUUUUUUUUUUUUUUUUUUAAUAUUCAAUUCGUAGAUUGGUCUACGUGUUGUAUUGUAUUUGAAUACUAUUCGUAUUUUUUUAAAAAAUAUUUAUAGUUAUUUGAUAUCAAUAACUUAUAACUUGUAUUAUGUAUUUAUUAAAUGAAUUAUAUGUAAUAUAUACAUGUAAUAUAAUUAUACAUGUAAAUGUAAGUAUAUAACUGAACUUACGGCUAAUAGCUCUUUUCCAUUAGCUUUCUUUCUAUCACAUAGGUACUGUGCAAUACUAGUAAACAAUAAACAAAGUAAAUAACUUUUCUCCAUACAAAAUAUUUAAGCAAAUAAAUAAUGGUUCUAUCAAAACUACCCGACUAUUAUUCCAUCCAUUUAAUAAUCCAUCAUUUUUAGUUAAUCAUAGAUAUAUUGUUUAUAUUUAUUCAACAUAUAACUUUAGAAGCCUGUAAAUUGUGAAUUAAAACAUAAUUUUCUCGGUAGUUUUCCUAAUAAAUGAGAAAAAGUGGGAAAAAACGUAAGAAAAACUUAUUUGUUCAAUUUUAUUAUUUAUUGUAAUUCAGUAAAAAAUAUUCGUAGAGACUUGAUAUUUGGACAGAAAUUUUAUAUUUGUAUUUUCUAGACGCGGUAAAAUUUUUUAAAAAAUUGUAAUUUUACGAAUUUUGUACGUAAUUUUUAUUUGCUAGGUAUUAUGUGGUAAAUUUGUUAGACUUAACAGGAAUGCAAACUUUUAUACCAAAAAUCUUGCUCCGAUUUAUCAAGUGUAAUAUAUUUUCUGAAAUGAAAUUUAUCUACAUGAUACUUUAAGGAGGUCAUUUUUUGAUUUUUCAAGUGGUUUUCAUAAUAUCUGCGAAAAACCAGGAUAAAAUGUCGGAAAAAUGUACAAAAUGUAGGUAUUAGUUGAAAAAUAUUACGGCCUUCUUUUUUUUCUUUGUACGACUUUUCCACCAGCAAUUUUGCUCAAAUUUAAAAUAAUAACACUUUUUCUGAAAAGAAAUCUUACUGGGAAGGUACUUUAAGGAGAUCAUUUUUAGAUUUUCUCAAGUUUUCCCAGCAAAUGUGAAAGAUAGGGAAGAAAAUGGAAAAAUCGCUACAAUAUUAAACAAAUAUCAUUAAAGAAAAUAUAUUGUUGUCAAAGCAUCACUAUUAACUGAACCGCAAACAGAAUCGUUUUUUCGUUAGCAAUUAUUUAUCGUUGCUUACAUAUAUACAUUAAAUUCUCUUUUAUAUACUACCUUCCCAACUUCCCACUUACAGUAGUAGCUGCACCCGCGUUCGAAGUAUGUUUGUCUUUUUUUUGUACUAUUAUCAAAAAUGUAAUUUUACGUUUAGUGAUGUAAUUAUUUUUUUUUAUAUUCUAAUGUAAGUACUAGCUACAAGGUAUAUACUUUAUUGUAAAAAUAUAUCAAUUUUUUUUUUUUUUUGAAAUAAUUAUAUAUUCGUUGAAAAAUAUAAAAAUGUUGUGAAACACAAGUACUAUCCAAUAUGAGUUUUUCCAGCAAAUGUGAAAGAUAGGGAAAAAAAUGGAAAAACGGUACAAUAUUAAACAUAUAUAUAUUUAAAAAAAGAAAUAUAAUGCCUAUUUAAUUAUUUUAUCAUAAUAUGACAUGUAUAUAUACAUAUUGUUGACAAAACAUCACUAUCAACUGAACUGCGCUCAGAAUCAUUUUUCAGUUAGCAAUGUUUUAUUGUUGCUUACAGGUGUACAUUAAAUUACUUUUAGUGGCUGCACUCGACCCCAUUAUCCUAUGACGUCUUUUUUAUAUUAUAAUAUAUAUAAAUAUAUUGCUUUUUUUUCCUUAACUCGUAGUUAACCUAUCUAUGUUUUAUUAUACCUUAUAAUGUAUAAUAUGUAGAAUAUCAAGAAAAAUAUUCAUAAAAAAAAAAAAAAUACUCCCUUUUAAAAAUCUCCCGAAUUUCGUUACAAGAAAAAAUAUGAUAUUAUUAGAAUGUUCAUAAAAUAUAAUCAUUCAAUAUUAUAUAUAUAUAUAUAUUAUACUAACAAAUGAAAUAUCUUAAUGCAUUUUUUGUUAAUCUAGAGGUGGAUGCCAGUUGGAAGUUUUUCUAAAAGACUUUUACCUACAGAUAGGUAUCAUUGGUCAUCAGAAAAUGGCAAAGAAGAAAAGUUAAAAGUUAAUAUUAAGUUGCCAUCUUUUGUCUGGCAAUGGGAACACGAAUGGAAGUUGGACACUAAAUUGGAAGAAAAAGAUUUAGAUGAUGAUGCAAGUGUUGCAUAUACCAGGUGAACUAUUUAGGUGGAUACACUCAUUUGUUUUCUAGAACAUUUAAAAAAUAAGCUGCUCUACAAUUUUAUAUUUAUAUAAUUUUUUUCACUCUUGCGGUUAAAACAGCUACCUACUUUUGAUUCUCAAAUAGCAACCUAUAUUAAAAAGAACAUUAAUAGAUGAAGUAUUAGUUAAAAUAAAUUUUAGUGUUGACAUUUUUGAUUUUCGUCAAUCCGUUGACGAAAUAUUCCACUUUUAAGUAUGUGUUGGAGGAAAGUAGUGGAGUACCAUUUGUGUGGCGGUACGGCGCGAGACAUAUUAAUAAUGCACCACUAUUCUCCACCAAUUGAUAAUUAAAAGUGGAAUAUCUCGUAAACGACUAUACAGAAAAAAAAAAUACCAACGCUAAAAUUUAUUUUAAUUAAUUCUCCUGCUAUUUAUGGUUUUUUUAAAUAUAAGUUGCCAUUUGAAAAUCAAAAGUCAGUAGUAAUAUUACUCACAAAAAUAACAUAAAUAUAAAAUUGUAGAGCUGCUUGUUUCUUGAAUGUUCUAGAAAACAAAUUCUGAAAAAAAAUUAAUACUUUCCGAGAUAAUGAGUGCACCCACCUUAAUGGAUCACCCGGUAAUAUACAUAGCUAUAUAAUAUUAUGUUUAAAUACAAAUUUGAAAAAUAUUUUUGGUUAUAUUUUAGGGGUGGACGUAUGCAAUUGAUUUCUGUGCAAAGUUCUAUCCAACUAAGCGAUGGAAUUCAUGUGUUCGGAGAAGAAAAUGGUAUAGAAACCGCAUAUAUACAGGCACAAAUUCAUGGUGUAUAAUUUCUCCUCUUCAUAAAGAUUUUACUCAGGUUUUAGAGUUGGUAAUUUUUCUAAUUGGUUCAUUGUAAAUGCUAGUGUAUAUUUUAUAAUUUUAGGAACCAUUUAUUUGUGUAAGCAUUGGAGGACAAAAAAUGCCAGGCACACAAUUUGGUUUUAUGAUGGUAUGGGCUAUCACGACACAAGGAAGGGUAAGUACAUAAUAUAUAUUUUUAAUGUAUGCUAUAUUGUUUGAUACCAAUGGAGGGUAAACCAACGUUUGUUCUAAAAGAUUUUGCAUUACAGAUUUUUUAUCGGAAAAACGUAAAUAAAAUGUGGCCUGAAGGGGGAUUGUGGGUAUGUGUUCCUACAAAAGAUGGCAGUGAAUCUAGAUAUAUUGAUUGUGGUCCAACAGGAUCUGUUUGGGUAGUCUUAUGGAAUGGUAUUGUACAAGUCAGAAAAGAAGUAUGUGCUGAAAUACCACAAGGUGACUGCUAAAAAUGUGUACUUCUUUUAUUUUUUCAAUUACAAAUAUAUCUUAAACAUUUUAAAGGUAAAGAAUGGAUUACUAUUGAAUCUCCAGAAUCAGAUACGAAAAUAACACAAUUAUCAGUUGGCUUUCAGUCAGUGUGGGCUAUUACUAAUGACUCUAGAGUAUGGUAUAGAAAAGGAAUUGAUCAAAAUCAUAAUGAAGGGACUUGUUGGGUUAAAUUAAAUUCUUUUAUGUUUUCUGUAUCUGUUGCCCCAAAUGAUCAAGUAAAUUAUACCAUAUCACAGGUGAUUGGUUUAAUAACUCUAAAAUAAAUGAGAUUUUGUUUGUUAUUAGGUAUUUUCAGUGGGAUUGGAUAGACAUUUAUAUUUUAGAAGUGAAAUAUCUGAAGAUGAACCAACUGGAAAAAAAUGGGUUCAUAUAUUAGCUUCUGUCGAAAUUGAACAACCUAUAGAACAAAAGGUAUUUUUUAAUACACUGUUUUAAAAAAUAUAUCAGUAAUGUAAAUCAAAUUAUAUUUAUACUAUAUACCAUAGAAGUAUUAUUCAAUUAAAUUUGAAACUUUAACUCAUUAACUCAGAAUCAAAGUACUAACUGAACCAAACUGUGAAUUUUACUGAGAUUGUCAAGCAUAAAAUAAAAUAAUUAUAACAAUUUAUUAUAAUAUAUUUUAAAUAAUUAUUGUUAACAUAUAUCUGUAAGCAACGAUUAACAAUUGCUAUAAAAAACUCAAGAAAAUACGCAUAAUAUUAAACUAAGAUUAUUAAAGAACAUUUUUAAUGUAUAUGUAAUUAUUUUACCAAAUUAUGACAUAUAUACUGUUGAUAAAGCAACACUACCUACCGAACUCCGCUCAGAAUCAUUUUUUUGUUAGCAAUGGUUAAUCAUUGCUUACAGAUAUAUAUUAAAUUCCUGUCUAUACUACCUUCCCAACUUCCAACCUACAACAGUGACUGAUCCGUCCGCAUUAUCCUAAUACAGCUCUUUUCCCUAUUUAUGUCCAUAAAGGAAAUACAAAAUUGACUUUCCCAAUGCCCUAAUUAGAUUAAAAUAAUUAUCAAAAUCCUCCUUUGAAAAACUGAAAUUUAUUGAAGUUUGGGAUAACAGAGUUAAGAUUAAAUUAAAUUCAAGUUUUGAGUCAUAGCUAAAAUUGAUAUAAUUUGUUUCAUUUUUAUUGGAGAAAAACAUUGAAGGGAUAGAAUCAUGGGCAACAUCAUCAUCAUUUACUGAACCUUCGCAUUCUGCUCCAACACGUCUCACAGGAAAUGUUUCAAAAAAUAAUUUAAAUUUAAAGUAUAUUUUAAUGUAUAUUAUGUUAUAAAAACAUUCAUUUAUUUUAGUAAUUAAUUUUUAGUGCUAAAGAAAUCAAUCCUUCUCAACGGAGAGUAUCUGCUUGGAGUCCUAAGCAUAGCAUUGGAUCAUUACUCGGUAUGGAGGCUAAACCUGAUUCAUUUAUUGAAGUUCAGAAUAAUAUCACUACUCAAAAACCAAAAACUACAUUUUGGAGUUCUAUAGUGGCAGGUUCUAUUGAACAAGACGUGUGUUUAUUAUCUCAAUGGUAAUAAAUAUAUAUGUACAUAUGGUUAAUAUUAAUUUGAAAUCCAAAAUGCGAAUUAUAAAAUAAUUUUAUAAUAUUCAAGUAUGAGAUUUUAAUUGCAUUUUAAUCUUAUUUAACAUUAUAUUUGUUUAGGUUUAACUCUCCUAAAGACGGGGAAAAUAGUUUUAAAAGUAAAUGGAGACGAGAAAUAUUGGAUAAAUUAAUUAAAUUAAGAUUACAAGAAAAAGAAUUUCAGAAUAUCACCUCUUUUGCUUUAUAAUAGUCUUGUUUGUAUAAAUUAAUUUUAAUUAAAAUUAACUAAAUACAUUUUUCUAUCAAUACUUUUUUUGUUUAUAUAAUAUAAAAAUUAACAUUUAUGGAAACAAGGCUGUACUGGAAAUAAAUAAUAUGUACUUAGAAAGUAUUAACUGUUUCAAAAAAAUAAGCCACAAUUGUACCAAUGAAAAAAUUUAGUAAUAACCAGUAAAAUGUACAAUGUUAUUUUUGAUGGUCUAACAGUAAAAGUUAAGUAUGCAUGAAGUCUUCAGUACGUUGUAUAUAAAUUAAAAACAAUAUAUACAU